Messenger RNA from Opisthocomus hoazin, 435 nucleotides. Lineage: Eukaryota; Metazoa; Chordata; Aves; Opisthocomiformes; Opisthocomidae. The record is from RefSeq and is a predicted model, not a curated record.
AUGAUAAAAUUUUUUCUUAUGGUAAACAAACAAGGUCAAACAAGGCUCUCUAGGUAUUAUGAGCAUGUAGAAAUUAAUAAACGGACAAUGCUGGAAGCCGAAGUAAUCAAAAACUGUCUUUCCCGUUCAAAGGAUCAGUGCUCUUUCGUCGAGUAUAAGGACUUUAAGCUGGUAUACCGACAGUACGCAGCCCUUUUCGUAGUCGUUGGAAUCAAUGAGACAGAGAAUGAGAUGGCAGUAUAUGAACUAAUUCAUAAUUUUGUGGAAGUUUUGGAUAAAUACUUCAGCAGAGUGAGUGAAUUGGAUAUCAUGUUCAAUUUGGACCGAGUGCACAUCAUUUUGGAUGAAAUGGUGCUGAACGGCUGCAUCGUGGAAACCAACAGAAACAGAAUUCUUGCCCCUCUGCUUGUGCUUGACAAAGUGGCAGAAAGCUAG